CUACUAUACACUGUUGGUCGGGAUAAAUAACCGGGAAGGGUUAUAAAUUGACAAAGUGCCGCGCGUACUCUCAGGGAAUAUACUUACCAACAAAGAAGUUAUGGGAAGAAAAGUGAGGGGAUACACAAUGACCUUCAUGAUACUCCAAGGCUCACCGAGCAAGUAAUUAAGUGUUAAUAAACUAUCAUGCCGUGACCUUAAUAAAGACCGACGAAUACAUUGUCCAUCGCUCCCGAGCGACUUGAGAUUAAUUUUAGAAUGAUGAAGACCAUAAAUCGAUGACUAACUUGGGUAUGGACCAGUACCACGGCACGAUUGCGGUUGUUGCAGGGACGGCCUUCAAACUCAGGAAUGAACUCUAUAGACGGAUGCUAUGUCCCCUUAGGUAUAUUCAACAUAUGCGCGUAAAGAUUAACCACGUGGGAUUUAAACUCCGCACCACUUUGACAUCAUAUCCCUCACGUCCCCUUUUAUCCAAAGCUUAAUUUUGAGGGGUCCAUCCCAGGAAGCUGGAAACACUUUGAGGAUAUCUUUUUCGAUCACCUCAUUGGCAUCUUUUGUCGAAAGAUCAUCUACCCAGGUAUUCGUUCAUUUAUCCACCCGACACUUAAAAUCUCGUUUGAAAUAGGGGAUAACGUCUCUCAAUAUGCCUGGACACUCUCCUCUAAGUUCAGAUCCUGUCCCUAAGACGUCGUCUCACUGGUCCGAGAUCGAAGAUAACAUUCUGAAGCAAGCGGUAGCACGGCAUGGCGUAAGUCAUUGGGGUGAUGUCUCGAAGUUUAUCUGGACGAAGAAGAGCGCCGAAGAAUGUCGCGCGCGGUGGGCGGAGAUAGUUCCUCUUCUACACGACGGGCUCGCGCAACGUGAACACGAUCUUGGACAGCAGCGUCGUAAAAGAAGUAUGACGGCUUCAGCGUCGGUGUCAGAGGCGCUCCAGAGUGACGAAGCAACAUACUUCGAACCACUACCACCACCGCUGAUCCGAGGAUGGGAAAAUCCGGGACUAGAGGAAUCUGCUCGGAGUGCCCGGGGUAUUCAGAGUGCGGCUAAGGAUACAUCAGAUCUCCAGCGCCAUACCGAACCUCCUUCCCCUUCACUCCGAGUACCGUCAGCAACGAAACCUCCCCCGUCAUCUCUCACGGCAGCCCUGUCUGCUAGAGGACGUCGCAACACCGAACCUGGAGCUCGGCCACCCCAAACAGCCACGGGUUCUAACGUAGGAGAACGGCCGGGCAGAGAAUGGAGAGCGCCUCAUCCGCUAAUGCCGGGACGGUCCCGCAAACCAUCUGUCCCUGCAAAACACGGCGGCGUCGAGGAAUAAGUACCUACAAUGACUGAUUAGCUGAUCACCCCGACAAUAUAACGACUCGCGGGGUAUGCCGCUUAGUUCGAAGGUC
Messenger RNA from Annulohypoxylon truncatum, 1397 nucleotides. RefSeq lists its product as uncharacterized. NCBI's taxonomy places the organism in Eukaryota, Fungi, Ascomycota, Sordariomycetes, Xylariales, Hypoxylaceae. Bases 647 to 1321 code for a protein of 224 amino acids. The transcript is spliced from 2 exons. The record is from RefSeq and is a predicted model, not a curated record.